ACACUAAAUGUUUCUGAAAUAUAUACUUUUAAAAUACAACACAUAAUUUUUUGGUUCUCUGUAUAUAUAUAUACCCAUGCAUUUGUCUACACAUAUACAAUACAACAAGCAUCUGGAGAUUCAAAAGACAAAUUACUCAGAGCCAAAACACAUUCUAAUUUUGUUGUCGUAAAAAAAAAGUAGAUCAUCAAAGUAUGUCUAGGGUUAGGUCUGAGCCGAUGAAGGUUGUCUUCAUUAACACACGGUAUGUCCAAACAGAUGCUCGGAGCUUCAAGUCGAUUGUUCAAGAACUCACCGGUAAAAACGCCGUCGUCGCUGAGGGUCCUUUCGAAUUCUCCGCUCAAGGGUACGGUGGAAAAGAUUCAUCACAUCAGUAUUUUGGCGGCGGAAGAGAAGCCGAGGGAGGUGUAGAGACGACGGAGUUCGAUAGAUUUUUUAGGGAGAUGCCUCCGGUCGGCGAAUUGUUUAAUCUAUGGUCAGAAACUUGACUAGUGAAAAUUUUAAAAUACGUUGUUUUUUUAACUAUCUGGUUUAGUUUUUCUCGUGGUUGUUAAAACCAUUGGGUCUCAUCUUUGUAUCUUAAAGCCCUUAAACACGAGCGAACCUAUAUUUUGAUUUCGUUUGCUUAAUAUGAUUUCUCUUUAUAGGGUGUUUUGCUUAAAGAUGUUGGUUCUGCUUAUUGUGUGUACUCUGGCCUUUUAAAUGGUGUUUGAUAAGUUGUAAUUAAGUCUCCGGAGAAUCACUAUGGUUCUGUCGGCUUUUGUUUCUAGGGAACAUUGUUUGUUCCGCUGGCUUUUAGUCUUUGGGAGUUUGUCUUAACUCGCCAACUUGGUGUAAACAAAUCAGUGUGUAACUUGCUUUAUGAUCAAUGUAAUCUAGAAAUGUAAAAAAAA
This is a messenger RNA of Brassica oleracea var. oleracea, 893 nucleotides long. Its product is annotated as VQ motif-containing protein 1-like. NCBI's taxonomy places the organism in Eukaryota, Viridiplantae, Streptophyta, Magnoliopsida, Brassicales, Brassicaceae. The record is from RefSeq and is a predicted model, not a curated record. The transcript has a single exon. The coding region runs from base 195 to 488 and encodes 97 amino acids.